AUGAACUGGAUUCUGUUGUUGGUGGCCUGUGCGGCCAGCGCUGUGGCAGCAGGAAGGAUUUCGAUGAGCCCAGAGCGGGUUCAGGGUAUUGAACGCUUGUCCCUGGAGGACCUGCAGCUUCAAAAGUUCAUCCUCGACAUUGUGCAAAACAUUCGCCAGCCGCUGCAGCAGAACGAUCUCAUUCAGCUGGAUCAGGGUCUGAUUGUGGACAGCCAGCGGUAUCGUGGUGGCAUUGAUGCAGAGAUGCAGCGGGUCAUUGACCUGGACCGCCAGCGACGUCUAUUGGAUGAGCACGAGGUGUACACUGUGGGUCGCCUGGAGGAUGUGCAGCAGCUGCGCGGCAUCUACCGCCUGCUUGUUCGCUCCCAGGACUUUGAUACCCUGCGUCGCAAUGUUGUCUAUCUGCGCCGCAACAUUAACCCCGUUCUGCUGGUCAACGCUUUGGUCCUGGCCAUCCGGGAUCGCCAGGAUACCCGCAACCUUGUCGUUCCUGCUGUCCAGGAGCUGCUGCCCGAAUUGUACUUGGAUGGGGAUGUGAUUGAGCAAGUUCGAGGCGUCCAAAGAGAGCAAACCCAGCGGCCUUCGCUCAUGGACAUCAUAGGUCUGCGCCAGCGCCAGCGCAUGAAUCCCAUGAUGAACAUCCUGAUGCCCUGGCGGGAGAUCCACAUGCAGAUGGCUUUGAUGAGGCAGCAGAAUCGCCAAAACAUUCUGGGCAAGAACCGUGUGGUUAUCCGCGCCGAGAAUCAGGGACAAAUUGAGGGCACCUCUCUGCUGACGGACGAUAUUGCUUUGCGCAACUUUGUCCAGAAUCUCAUCCAAGAAAUGGCUCUGCUGGAGCAGGAUUCCCAGGACUCUCAGGAAGAUGAAAUCCGCAAUGUGCUGGAGCGCGACCAAAGGAUCAAUAGGGAGGAGGAGGAUCAGUGGAUCGGCCGUAAUCGCGAAUGGAACAACAGGGAAAGGGAACUGGGACAGGGUGAGGACUCUGGCCGCCUGCUCAGCGUGAACCGCCGCCGUCAGCAGGAGGAUCUGCAGGGACAGAGCCAGGUUAACCAGAGGGAGCGCUUCCAGCAAAUCCUCCGACGGGAUGAUGAUAAUGAUGACGACGACAACGAUGACGAUGAUGACAUCCGCAUGGGUCGCGUGCAGCUGGAGCGUGGAAACAGCCAAGGAGGAAUCCGCAUGGGAGGAGUUCAGGAGCUGCCCACUGUUAACGUAAACAGCGACCGCCUGGUUCAUGUGGGCCGCCGUCGGAUGAACACCAUCCAGGAGGAUCAGCCAUGGGGACGCCAGCGUUACAUGGGCAUGAUGAGGGGAGAUCGCAUCAGUGAAGGACGUCGCGUUGGCCAGCAGGAGGAUGUGCAGGAAGAUGUGCGUCAGAAUGACUGGCAGAUCUGGCGCCAACGCCAGCGCCUGGAUGAUAAUAAGAAGGAGCGCGAGCAGGGACGUCGCAUCGUAGGCCAGCAGGAGCAGGGCAGCUAUGCCGAUCAACUGGAGAGCGUGAGCCGCGACGAUGAGCGCCUGGUGCAUGUAAACCGCCGUCGCCUGAACCAGGACAUAUCGCAGCAGCAGCAGCAGCAGCAGAGGAUCAUUCCCCGCAGAGUUGGCUCCAUUGGUGAGGGUCGCCGUGUGCUAGGAGAACGCCUCAUCCAAGAUGAGGAUAUCCUGAAGCUUAUCCGCGGCGAAAAGCGCCUUCAGCUGAUGACCGACGAGGAGAUCCUGGAGAUGCUGAAGAGGAACCGCCAGCAGCGUCUGGAGAAGAUGCAGAAUGACAACGAUGAUGACGAUGACAAUGACGACGAGGAUGAGGUUCGGGGAACACGAAGCCGCCGCAGUAUCUCUAAUCUACGUCGCGAGAACACCCGUCGCAGCGAAAUCCUCCUGCACAAUCUCCGCCAGCUGGUGGCCCGCCUUAACCAAGAGGCCAUCUCCCAGGGCCAGAUGACCAACCAGCAGCUGCCGUGGCUCAACAAUCCCCGCCAGACGCAGUCCGAGAGAUACGGCCUUCGCUUGAACCAGAUCCGCGUGGACUCCAUGCGCAACAGGGAGAUCCUUCAGCAGAUCGGCGAGAUCGAGCAACGCCUCCAGGAGGUGAUUGGCCAGGUGGUGAACCGGAUAAGCAUCAGCUCUCAGCGCGGAGAAAUGGAAGAGCAGCGCCGACUGGAGUCCCGAAUGGCCGACGUCCUACUGGGUCGCCUUGGCCAAGUGGGCAUUCUGAACAUCGUCCGUCAAGUAGUCCAGGAUAAUAGCCAGCAAAUCGACCGCUCUGGCCUGGGCAUCCGUCUCAGCGAUCCAGUGGUGCAGCACACCCUUCGCCGGAUUGUGAGGAUCGUUGAUCAGCAGCGGGAGCAGAUGCUCGGAGGCUACCGCCAGGAGCAGCUCCAGAUGCGUGGUGUGACCAUCAAUGAUGUGCGCGUGGACAAACUGCGCACACGCAUCGAGGAGCACGACCUGGAUCUCAGCAAUCUGGUGGAGCAGGACCAACAAGUCCAGCAGGUGGUUGUGGGUCGCCAGCGCCGCCUCAACAACAAGCCCUUCACCAUUGACAUGGACAUUACCUCGGACCGCGAUCAGGAUGCCAUUGUCCGUGUGCUCUUGGGACCCGCUGAAGAUCAGCAGGGCAGGCAAGGAGUUUCCCUAGAGCAGCGCCGCCGCGACUUUGUGCUGCUGGACGCCAUCAAUGUGCAGCUGCAAACAGGUCGCAACCGCAUCCAGCAGAGGUCCGUUGACAUUCCCUGGACAACUCGCGAUGUCACUCCUUUGGGUGAGAUUUACCGCCGGGUGAUGCUGCAGCUGGGCAACAAGGGACAGCAGGAGCUGGUGCAGGAUUUGGUAGGCGAGAACGGAGGCUUCCCCCAGCAUUUGUUACUUCCACGCGGUCGUCCCGAGGGUCUGCCUAUGCAAGUCCUGGUGAUUGUCUCGCCUGUGCUGGAGCAGCAGGAGCAGGAGAUCGAGCCGGAGAUUGACAUGGGCAUUGGCCGUGCCUCUCUGCGAGAUGUGCGUCCUUUGGGUUAUCCCCUCGACCGACCCAUUGACAACGAACAGGAGCUGCUGCAGCUGCCGAAUAUACAGAUGCAGGAUGUGGUCAUCGUCCAGGAGAACUGA
Messenger RNA from Drosophila kikkawai, 3102 nucleotides. Lineage: Eukaryota; Metazoa; Arthropoda; Insecta; Diptera; Drosophilidae. The record is from RefSeq and is a predicted model, not a curated record.